AUGGCGCCCGAGCGAUCCCCGUCGAUGGAUUCGCUCUCGUCCGUCUCGACGACCAGCAUCGUCUUCGACCGAAUACAGGAGGAGAUGGAGAAGGGAAAAGUGCCGCGAAAGGCCCGCUCCAGGCUUGGAUACACCGACGUGUACGCUGAGGAUCCCCUCAAGGAAGAAGCCUCCGACGACGCCGAGACCGAGGCCUUCCUGGGCUCAACCGGCGCGGGUCUGCAGCGCCGGCCAAUGGACAGGAAACUGCGCCGUAUCCUCUGGAUCGGCGCCCUCAUCUUCGUUGCUGCCUGGAUUGCGUCGCUCGUCGUCUUCGUCUCUAAUGGAUCGUACAAGCACGCGAGCGAUGUGGAACACGACCCAGAUGCCGACUCUCGAGGCUCCGGCAAGCCUGUCACCUUAGAGCAGCUGUACGAUCGCUACUGGUCGGCCAAGCAAAAGUCCAUCAGCUGGAUUGCAGGUCCUAAUGGCGAAGACGGCUUGCUACUGGAGCGUGGAGCAGAGGGCAAGGAUUAUCUCGUCGUCGAGGACGUUCGGUCAGCCGUGGCCAAGUCUCGCACCCUUAUGAAGGACGCCGAUUUCGUAUACGAUGGCCAGUCCUAUGCGCCCCAAUGGCUGGAACCUAGCCCGGACCAGACAAAGGUCUUGAUUGGUGUUUCUCGGGAGUCAGUCUGGAGACAUUCCUUCACGGCCAUCUACUUUGUUUUCGACGUCGAGACGCAAACCGCCCAGCCGCUCAUCUCAUCGGAUGCGCAAGCUCGAGUUCAGCUUGCAGGCUGGAGCCCCAGGAGUGACUCCGUAUCCUUUACCAGGGAUAACAAUCUCUAUAUCCGCCGCCUCACCGGCGACAAUGAAAUCACCCAGAUCACCAAAGAUGGCGGCCCAGAGUACUUCUAUGGCAUCCCCGAUUGGGUGUACGAAGAGGAGGUGUUUAGUGGAAACUCUGCAACCUGGUGGUCUGAAGACGGACAGUAUCUGGCCUUCCUCCGAACCAACGAGACUGGAGUCCCAGAGUACCCUGUGCAGUUCUUCAUCUCGCGCCCGAGUGGUCACCCUCCUCCCAGUGGCGAAGAAUCCUACCCUGAGGUCCAGCAAAUCAAGUAUCCCAAGGCCGGUGCGCACAACCCUGUUGUAGACCUCCAGUUUUACGAUGUUGCCCACGGCGAUGUGUUCUCGGUCACAACUGGCGACGAGUUUCCAGACGACGAUCGCAUCAUCAAUAGUCUCAUCUGGGCCGGUGACAAUGUUCUCGUUAAACAAACCAAUCGCAUCAGCGAUCAUCUCAAAGUGAUCCUCAUCGAUGUCGGUAAACGCGAGGGCAAAACCAUCAACAGCAUCGAUGUCGACAAGAUUGAUGGUGGCUGGUUCGAGAUCUCUCACUCCAUGACCUACGUCCCCGCAGACCCCGAGAAUGGGCGACCAGAGGAUGGAUAUGUAGAUACCGUCAUACACGACGGUUAUGAGCAUAUCGGAUACUUUACGCCGUUGAACAACUCUGAGCCUAUCAUGCUCACCUCCGGAGAGUGGGAAGUAGAUGAAGCCCCCUCGGCCGUGGAUCUCGUCAACAAUCUCGUAUACUUUGUAGCCACCAAAGAGUCUUCUAUCCAGCGCCACGUGUACUCUGUGAAACUUGAUGGCUCUGAUUUGCAGCCUUUCACAGACAUUUCCGCCGAGGCCUAUUACAGAGCCUCCUUUUCGUCAGGAGCAGGCUACGCUUUACUCACGUAUCGCGGACCCAAGAUCCCCUACCAGAAAGUCGUGUCUACCCCAUCCAACAGCAUCACUUACGACGUUGUUGUCGAAGACAACGCCGAGCUUGCGGACCGUGCCAAGAGACACGAGCUCCCGGUUCUGAAAUAUGGAACGCUUGAUCUCGGUGAUGGAAUCGUCGUCAACUACCUUGAACGUCGUCCCCCGCACUUUGACCCUAAGAAGAAGUACCCCAUUCUCUUCCAGCAGUACUCUGGACCCGGCUCUCAGCAAGUCACCAAGACGUUCGGCGUCGACUUCCAGGCCUACGUUGCCUCCAACCUCGGCUACCUGGUCAUCACCGUAGACCCCAGAGGCACGGGCUUCCUCGGCCGCAAGCACCGAGUGCCAGUCCGCUCGCAACUCGGUGUCCUCGAGGCGCAAGACCACAUCGCGGCCGCCCGCCACUUCGCUUCCCUCGACUACGUCGACGAGACGCGUCUCGCCAUCUGGGGCUGGUCAUACGGCGGCUUCACCACGCUAAAGACGCUCGAGCAGGACGCUGGCCGGACAUUCUCCUACGGCAUGGCCGUGGCGCCUGUCACCGAUUGGAGGUUCUACGAUAGUAUCUACACGGAGCGGUACAUGCGUACACCCCAGGACAAUGACAGGGGAUACUCCCUCUCCAAGGUGUCCAACGCUACGGCCCUUGGCGAGAACAAGCGCUUCUUGCUCAUGCAUGGCGUUGCGGACGACAAUGUGCACUUUCAGAACUCGCUCACGCUCCUGGAUAGCCUGGAUUUGGCCGGCGUGGAAAACUACGACGUGCAUGUUUUCCCUGACAGCGACCAUGGCAUUUACUUUCAUGGCGCAAACCGCAUUGUAUAUGACAAGCUGAAUAACUGGCUUAUCAACGCCUUUAACGGAGAGUGGCUCAAGAUCUCGCAUCCUAAACCCAACGGCAAGAAGCUAUAA
Messenger RNA from Trichoderma breve, 2664 nucleotides. Its product is annotated as prolyl oligopeptidase family domain-containing protein. The coding region runs from base 1 to 2664 and encodes 887 amino acids. Gene Ontology annotation, molecular function: dipeptidyl-peptidase activity; serine-type peptidase activity. The record is from RefSeq and is a predicted model, not a curated record. The transcript is spliced from 3 exons. Lineage: Eukaryota; Fungi; Ascomycota; Sordariomycetes; Hypocreales; Hypocreaceae. Gene Ontology annotation, biological process: proteolysis.